CGAACUUACAGUCUUACAGCGCUAAUUACCUCUAUAUUCAGUUGGAUUCGUCAUCCCUUCCUUCUCAUUCCACCGCCUCUCUCACUUCCCAAAAUUUGACGUUCAUUUCAUUUCUUUCAUUGCGGAAAGUCGAAAUGGAGUCCGAAGGAAUUCUCCUGGGAAUGGGAAAUCCGCUUUUGGACAUUUCCGCCGUCGUCGAUCAAGGGUUCUUAGACAAAUAUGAUCUUAAGUCGAACAAUGCGAUUCUCGCAGAGGAGAAGCACUUGCCUAUGUAUGACGAAAUGGCAUCUAAGUACAAAGUGGAGUUCAUUGCUGGAGGUGCUACUCAAAAUUCAAUCAGAGUUGCCCAGUGGAUGCUUCAAAUUCCUGGUGCAACUGGUUACAUGGGCUCAAUUGGAAAGGACAAAUUUGGAGAAGAAAUGAAGAAAAAUGCAAAACAAGCUGGUGUCAAUGUUCAUUACCACGAAGAUGAAUCUCCAACUGGUACCUGUGCUGUGUGUGUGGUUGGUGACCAAAGAUCACUUGUUGCUAAUCUGUCAGCAGCAAAUUGCUACAAAAUUGAUCAUUUGAAAAAACCAGAAAAUUGGGCAUUGGUGGAAAAGGCCAAGUACUAUUAUAUUGCUGGAUUUUUUCUCACUGUUUCACCAGAGUCUAUCAUGCUUGUUUCUGAGCAUGCUGCUGCUAAAAACAAGGUGUUUAUGAUGAACCUCUCUGCCCCAUUUAUUUGUGAAUUCUUCAAGGAUGUACAAGACAAAGUAUUCCCGUAUAUGGACUAUGUUUUUGGAAAUGAAACAGAAGCAAGAACAUUCUCCAAAGUUCAUGGCUGGGAGACCGAGAAUGUUGAAGAAAUAGCUCUAAAAAUUUCCCAAUUGCCAAAGGCAUCUGGAACACACAAAAGAAUUACUGUUAUCACACAAGGUGCAGACCCAGUUGUGGUUGCAGAGGAUGGGAAGGUGAAAUUAUUCCCUGUGACUCUGUUGCCAAAAGAGAAACUUGUUGAUACCAAUGGUGCAGGGGAUGCAUUUGUUGGUGGAUUUCUGUCUCAGAUGGUUCUACAGAAACCCAUUGAAGAAUGCGUAAGAGCAGGCAGUUAUGCAGCUAAUGUCAUUAUCCAGAGGUCCGGCUGCACUUACCCAGAGAAGCCCGAUUUUAAAUGAGUUGCCUUUUCGUUACCGCAACCUCUCCAUCUCCCUACUCGACUGAAUUCCGAUCACCACUAUUUUAAACUAUCUUUAUCUUAUCUAUUUUACAUU
This is a messenger RNA of Sesamum indicum (sesame), 1253 nucleotides long. RefSeq names its product adenosine kinase 2. Gene Ontology annotation, molecular function: adenosine kinase activity. The record is from RefSeq and is a predicted model, not a curated record. Gene Ontology annotation, biological process: purine nucleobase metabolic process; purine ribonucleoside salvage. NCBI's taxonomy places the organism in Eukaryota, Viridiplantae, Streptophyta, Magnoliopsida, Lamiales, Pedaliaceae. Gene Ontology annotation, cellular component: cytosol; nucleus.